AUGCGUUUAGCGAUAGCACGUUCCACGAAAUGCAACGGCGUGAUGCAGCUGCACAGGUUUUGUGUGCACCUCGCUGUGCACACGAUCAGUUCCGGUUCGUGUGAAGGGUGCGUAUCGGGCAAAGAGAGUGAACGAUACGUUGAUCAGGCAAAAUGUGGAGUGAUAAAUACAAAUGGCAGUAACCGCAGCACUAUCUCGUGCACGCAGUGCCCCUGCUCAUCUUCAUCCAGAAUACAGGUCAUCUUCAUCCAGAACACGGGUCCAUUUCACCCAAUUCUAUUUUUUGAUCUGAUCGUACCAAAGCGUGCAAAAACGCUCAUCAAUCAUUUUAUAUUCCUCAUUUGGGAAGUGCUUGAAUUUCUACAAAUUAAAAAUAAAUUUUUACAAAAAUACACAAAUUACUUUAAAAGUAUAAAAAUGAUCAGCGCAAUCACAUCCAUGUUGGCCAUACACAAUCUAUCAGCAGCACUUUUGAUAUACAUAGCUGCAUACAGGUGCAGCUACCGUGCCUACAGCUACGUUUCGGAUGACGAGGCUACGUACUCACUGACCCCCGCACACACCGAGUACGUCGACACGAUGUACUCCGAUCCCCGUGACUACGGCCUGAGGGAGGCAGAGCCAUCAACCAGGAAGGUUUUGCGUGUUGAUCGAUCGCAGCCUUCUGAUUAUGAAUCGGUUGCACUGGAGGAGAUACCGCAGCUGGAACAGCCAAAAACGGUAAAACUGCAGGCAAGGGAUAACUCGGAGACGUUCAGCAAUCGUUAUGACCUGUUCUACACGCAGGUUGCGCGCGAAAGAACCAGCACAACGCCCAAGUACAGGAUGGAUAGACAUGAGAUCGGAAGCAUGCUGAGCGAAUUGAAGGACAAAAUUCAGAAACGAGUUGAUAAGGGCUUGGAGAAGGAGUACAGCUCGAAGCUGUGGAACGUGUACGAAGCACUUUCGGACAUUGUUGACCAGUUGGAUGACUCGGUGGGAACCUACACGUGGAAGAAGCUGCGGGUGUCCAAGCUGCUGUCUCUCAUAAAGGAGCUUGUAGAUAACGCAACCGUACUCGUAAAGAUGGUGGAGAAGGAUAGAAUGUACGAUUUGGACGAGCUCGAAACUUUUGAUCAGGGGUGCGAUUCGCUCAUCGAGGCUGCAGAGGAGGCAAAGUCUGAGAUUGAGAGGAUGUUCUAAAUAAAAGGUAUUGCUUCGUAAGAACAUCAAUUGCUAUCGCAAAGGGGUAAUCUCAUCUUGCAGGGCAGACCUUUUUAUGGUUCUGUGACAGGCCUUAAAAAUGGAAAGCUGUUUAAAUUCCUAAUGCGGAAGUGCAAAGGCAACGACAAUACCUGGCAUACCCCGUAAUUACCAUGAUAUUUGCAGAUUGGAGCGCAUACUCAAUCAUUGAGCUCAUGCCUGUCCUUUCCGAUGCGGAGUUACUUCGUGCCAUAUUUUUGAUCAGUGAUGUGCUCAGAAAACGGAGAUUUGAUCAUCCCAGAUUGAAACAUUUUACAAAUGCAGAUGAACAACGGAAUGUGAUGCAGAACAGCAUUUGAAUGGACAUGCCCAUCGCUUAGCCGUACACUGCCCACGAAUUGCACUGAGCUGCAAAUGGCAAGAAAGGUGUUCAGGAAUGUGUGGAAGGCUCAGCUUGUGUGCUGGGGCCACUGCUGCACACCUUUGUGUUGCCAUGCAGGCCUGCGCACGAAUUUCUCC
Molecule: messenger RNA, 1701 nt
Organism: Vavraia culicis subsp. floridensis
Lineage: Eukaryota; Fungi; Microsporidia; Pleistophoridae
Exons: 1
Coding region: 1-1182 (393 amino acids)
Source: RefSeq, a predicted model, not a curated record